AUGCCCGCGCUGUGUCAGGAGCUCAUCGAACACAUUAUCGGGUACAUACCGGACGUUGCUGACGAAGGCUCCGUCGGGAAAGCGCUCAAAUCGACCUCGCUCAUCAGCAAGGCGACUCGUGUCUGCAGCCAACGUCUCCUUUUCCGCGAAGUCAAGAUUGAAACUCAGAAGCAGUGCAAUGGUCUCGCGGUUACUUUCCUCGCUUCUCCACACAUCGCCGAGGGUGUCCGUGUCCUUGACAUCGUGGCGAGGCUUUAUGCUGACUCCCUUGACACUGGCACGAGAAACGCGUUCACCACCAUCUUCCAAGCCUGUCGAAGGAUAAAAAAGCUCAGCCUCUCGCGCUUCCUCGACCAGCUUUUUGCCAGAGUCCUCCUACCCGGCAUCAUGGCCUCCCAGUUCCCAGUGCUAGAGAAAUUGAGUCUCUAUCGAUGCAUAAUCGACACGCAUGACGAUCUCGCUCUCGCGCUCUCCUGCAUGCCCGCGCUGCAACAGCUGCGAAUGACCACGGUUUUCUUGCAACCCCUCCCCGUGCUGGCCCUCGAGUCGUUCCCCAUCUACAACCGGUUUCAGUUCGAUACUUUCAUCUGCGGCUUGCAAGAGGUGAAGCUCCUUAACAUGACCAUCAAGGACUGGCACGACUACGAGUUUCUCUACCACAUGAUGUCCAAAAAAGGCGUGAAGAGCCUAGUUCUUUCUCUCAGUUGGUUCAGAAUGGACGGCCAAGAUGCUCCCCCAGAUGACAUCUUCGCCUCAUUCGGACAAGACAGCGCCGGGAGCGCCUUGACGUCGCUGACGCUGAAACAGGUGGGCACAGGCGAUCAGAUCCAACUGCACCGCGGAUCCUGGGCGAACCGGUUUCUGGACGCCGUCCCCGCUGAGCAGCUCAAGUCCAUUAUCAUCGCGCUUCACCGUCAUAUGAGUGGGGGGCUCUGGGAGGGCCUCGAUUGGGCGGCCGUGGACGACCUACUCAGCUCCCGAGACAGGUUCCCUGUUCUGGGUGAGAUCAUGAUCUGCUUCGACGACUUCACCGAGUCGCACAUCAAUGACGGAGACAGCACCGCCCUUCACGCCGCCGUGUGCGCGAGGCUGCCGAAGUCGAACGAGCGCGGAUUGGUGCGGGCCCCUUCCGUGCAGUCUUACGUGAAUGCCACACGAUUGGAUGUUGCAUGA
Punctularia strigosozonata HHB-11173 SS5 is the source of this 1173-nucleotide messenger RNA. RefSeq lists its product as uncharacterized. The record is from RefSeq and is a predicted model, not a curated record. The transcript is spliced from 3 exons. The coding region runs from base 1 to 1173 and encodes 390 amino acids. Lineage: Eukaryota; Fungi; Basidiomycota; Agaricomycetes; Corticiales; Punctulariaceae.